AAAAAAAAAUUAAAAACCAAAUCAUUGGAAUUCACAAUUAAAACACACAAUUAAUUAUUAGCAUUUUUAAAUAUCUUAUAUUUUAUUGGGUGUUAUAAGUUUUUCAUUACCAAAAACUUGUUUUUUUUUUAAAAAAAGGAAGGUCAAUUGACCGAAAUUCAGGACAUAUUUAAAUUCAAUGUUUUCUAAAGGAGGAGAAAAUUUCUGACACAACGCAAAAUAAAGCAUAAUAAUAUUCACGAAAAAUAAAUAAAUAGAGGGAUUUUCUCAUCAUUCGAAUUUUAAUUUUUAUCUUUCAUGGAAAAAAUGCAGCAUAAAUUAUCGAAAGGUUACGACUUAGUGCCUAGUUCUGAUCUGCAAUCAUUCCAGACUCAUGAUCCAAAACAUCGUAAAUCAGUUAAAAUUAGAAGAAAUUGGAUGCCUUGGAGAAAGCAAAAAAAAACGUCCCCAGAAAUGGAGGAUCUCAAAAAGGAGGUGGAAAUGGACGAACACAUAAUUCCGCUCCAAGAAUUGUUCAAACGUUUAGGGACCGAUCCCGAAAAAGGUCUGAGUACAGAACAGGCGCAAUUUAUAUUUGCCAGAGAUGGGCCCAACUCUUUAACGCCUCCAGCCCAAACCCCGGAAUGGAUAAAAUUCGCUAAGCAACUUUUCGGAGGCUUCGCCACUCUUUUGUGGAUCGGUGCUAUUCUUUGUUUCCUGGCCUAUGGCAUCCAGUCUGCUACAUAUAGAAAUGUUUCCAAGGACAACUUAUAUUUGGGAGUCGUGCUUAUGAGCGUUGUCAUAAUUACCGGUAUAUUUUCGUAUUACCAAGAAGCUAAAAGUUCUCGUAUUAUGGAAUCUUUCGCUAAAAUGAUUCCACAGCACGCGGUGGUGUGGAGGAAUGGUGUUAAGACAGAGCUCAAAGUUGAAGAGUUGGUAGUCGGAGACGUAGUCGACGUACAUUUUGGCGAUAGAGUACCUGCCGAUUUGCGCAUUUUAAAAUCUCACGGAUUCAAGGUGGAUAAUUCGUCGUUAACCGGUGAGAGCGAGCCCCAAUCCCGUUCGCCCGAUAAUACCAGCGAAAAUCCGCUAGAAACCAAAAAUUUAGCAUUUUUCUCAACCAACGCAGUCGAAGGAACGGCAACCGGAGUUGUUGUGCAUACGGGAGACAGAACCAUAAUGGGCAGAAUAGCAAAUCUGGCUUCGGGGCUUCAAACGGGGGACACGCCAAUCCAUAAAGAAAUUAACCAUUUUAUUCACAUUAUAACUGCAGUAGCCGUAUUUUUGGGGAUCUCAUUCUUUAUUAUCGCCCUAAUAAUGAACUAUACCUGGUUGGACGGGGUCAUCUUUUUGAUAGGUAUCAUUGUAGCCAAUGUACCGGAGGGCCUGUUAGCAACAGUCACGGUAUGCCUAACUUUAACUGCUAAACGAAUGGCCGCGAAAAAUUGUUUAGUCAAAAAUCUCGAAGCCGUAGAAACACUAGGAUCAACAUCUACAAUAUGUUCGGAUAAGACUGGUACUUUGACACAAAAUAGGAUGACUGUAGCACACAUGUGGUACGAUAGCAAAAUUUGGGAAGUUGACACUUCGGAAAAUCAAACGAUGGUAUUGAAUCGUGUCAAAAAUCAAACGUGGGAGGCACUGGAACGAAUAGCCGGAUUGUGCAACAGGGCUUACUUUAAAGCUCACCAAGAAAAUGUGCCCGUUAUGAAAAGGGAAUGUAAUGGAGAUGCCUCUGAAACGGCCCUGCUUAAGUGUGUGGAAUUGACAUAUGGGAAUGUGGAAGAAAUGAGGAAACUUUACAGAAAGCUUGUAGAAAUUCCUUUCAAUUCUACCAAUAAAUACCAGGUAUCGAUCCACGAGGCUCCUAACGAUCCCAGGCAUUUGUUAGUCAUGAAGGGAGCUCCAGAGAGAGUUUUAGAGAGGUGUACGACCAUUUUGAUAGAUGGUAAAGAAAUUCCGAUAACAGAUAAGAUAAAGGAGGAUUUUAACACGGCCUACUUGGAGUUGGGUGGAAUGGGAGAGAGAGUUUUGGGAUUUUGUGAUUUUUGGUUGCCCGUUGAACAAUUUCCCAAAGGCUUUCCUUUCAAUCCCGACGAUGUAAAUUUCCCUCUAGAAGGAUUUAGAUUUGUGGGUCUCAUGGCUAUGAUAGACCCACCCCGAGCUGCCGUUCCUGACGCUGUAGCUAAGUGUCGUAGCGCUGGAAUUAAGGUCAUAAUGGUUACUGGAGACCAUCCAAUAACGGCCAAGGCUAUAGCUAGGCAAGUAGGUAUAAUAUCGGAAGGCAGUGAAACCAUCGAUGACAUAUCCUCUCGUUUAAAUAUACCAUUAGAAGAAAUUAAUCCGCGCGAUGCGAAGGCUUGCGUGGUUCAUGGCGGAGACCUCAAAAAAAUGAGUCCUAAAGAUUUGGACGAGAUUUUGAAAUGGCAUCCCGAAAUUGUUUUCGCUCGCACCUCCCCACAACAAAAACUUAUGAUAGUGGAAGGGUGCCAGAGACAAGGAGCAAUAGUAGCAGUAACCGGAGAUGGGGUUAACGAUUCUCCUGCGCUUAAGAAGGCCGAUAUCGGAGUUGCUAUGGGAAUAGCCGGAAGUGAUGUUAGUAAACAAGCUGCCGAUAUGAUUUUACUGGACGAUAAUUUUGCUUCCAUCGUUACUGGGGUUGAAGAAGGCCGUUUAAUAUUUGAUAACCUCAAAAAGUCUAUCGCGUAUACCCUUACUAGUAACAUACCGGAAAUAAGUCCAUUCUUAUUUUAUAUACUCGCUAACAUUCCCCUACCCUUAGGAACCGUCACAAUUUUGUGCAUAGAUCUCGGAACUGAUAUGGUGCCAGCCAUAUCUCUAGCCUACGAAAAGGCAGAGAGCGAUAUCAUGAAAAGGAAGCCGCGUAAUCCCAAAUACGAUAAAUUAGUUAACGAAAGAUUGAUAAGCCUCGCCUACGGCCAAGUAGGAAUGAUUCAAGCUUGCGCGGGGUUUUUCACCUAUUUUGUCAUUAUGGCUGAGAACGGGUUUUUGCCCAGGAAAUUAUUAGGUAUAAGAGUUCCUUGGGAUUCGGCAGGAGUCAAUGAUUUGACGGAUUCUUAUGGCCAGGAAUGGACUUAUACGAAUAGGAAAAUUUUGGAACACACCUGUCACACAGCAUUUUUUGUGUCCAUAGUUGUUGUGCAAUGGGCCGAUUUGAUUAUUUGUAAAACUCGAAUGAAUUCGUUAUUCAAACAAGGAAUGCGGAAUUGGGUGCUAAAUUUUGCUCUAGUAUUUGAGACUGUGGUUGCGGCCUUUUUGUGCUACACUCCUGGUAUGGAUAAAGGUCUCAGAAUGUAUCCUUUAAAAUUUUUCUGGUGGCUACCCGCAGUUCCUUUCAGUAUUUUGAUAUUCGUAUACGAUGAACUUAGAAGAUACAUAAUUAGACACAAUAGAGGUGGAUGGGUAGAAAGGGAAACAUAUUAUUGAAUACGAACAAAAAGAAGGAGAAAUGAGGGGAAAAAAAUUGAAUUGCAAUCUCAAAAAAUAAAUUCCAAUUAUAUUAUUUGAAAACUAUGAUAAACAAAAAAUAUUUCUUUUUUAAAAU
This is a messenger RNA of Gordionus sp. m RMFG-2023, 3544 nucleotides long. RefSeq names its product sodium/potassium-transporting ATPase subunit alpha-B-like. Gene Ontology annotation, molecular function: ATP hydrolysis activity; ATP binding; P-type sodium:potassium-exchanging transporter activity. Gene Ontology annotation, biological process: proton transmembrane transport; intracellular sodium ion homeostasis; sodium ion export across plasma membrane. The record is from RefSeq and is a predicted model, not a curated record. The transcript is spliced from 21 exons. NCBI's taxonomy places the organism in Eukaryota, Metazoa, Nematomorpha, Gordioida, Chordodea, Parachordodidae. Gene Ontology annotation, cellular component: plasma membrane. The coding region runs from base 298 to 3426 and encodes 1042 amino acids.